This is a messenger RNA of Gadus macrocephalus (Pacific cod), 1454 nucleotides long. RefSeq names its product transcription factor HES-5-like. Gene Ontology annotation, biological process: anterior/posterior pattern specification; regulation of transcription by RNA polymerase II; regulation of neurogenesis. NCBI's taxonomy places the organism in Eukaryota, Metazoa, Chordata, Actinopteri, Gadiformes, Gadidae. Gene Ontology annotation, cellular component: nucleus. Gene Ontology annotation, molecular function: DNA-binding transcription factor activity, RNA polymerase II-specific; RNA polymerase II cis-regulatory region sequence-specific DNA binding; protein dimerization activity. Bases 98 to 592 code for a protein of 164 amino acids. The record is from RefSeq and is a predicted model, not a curated record. The transcript is spliced from 2 exons.
ACACAUUCAUAUGGAGAUUGGGGACUAUAUAAAGGAGGGCUGAAGCCAGGAGAGACCAGAUCCUCUCUACAGAGACCUCUACAGCAGAGAACCACACAUGGCUCCUACAAUCACUUCAGUGAUGACUUCUCCUCAGAAUCACCAAACUUUAACACACAAGAUCAGAAAACCACUGGUGGAAAAGCUACGCAGAGAGCGAAUCAACAGCAGCAUUGAGCAGCUCAAGUCUCUGCUGGGUCCAGAGUUCCUCAAACAAGAACCUGACUCCAAGAUGGAGAAAGCAGACAUUCUGGAGAUGACAGUUGACUUCCUGAGACAACUGCAGCUCUCUCGCCAUGGAAACUCUGUCACAGGUUUAACAGCUGCCAACCAGGGUCACUCCAGGUGUGUCCAGGAGGUGGUCCACUUCCUGUCAAAGGAUGAGGUGAAGACACUGUCCAACAGAAGAAUGUUGGAUCACUUCCAGAACCUUCGGACCUCCUCUGAUACAAGGCUGACUGAGGGUGGUUCAAUUCAGCUGAGCUCUCCACUCAAGAACAAUAUCACCAAAGAGAAGAGUUCAGUUAACAGCGCCAUCUGGAGGCCCUGGUAGAAACCUACACACUGGAGGUACCAGACAACAUUGACCAUGUUGGUCACAACAUGUUGUCAAGGUAUAAUAUUAACUCAAUAUUGAUGUUCGAAUAUCAUGUUAUUCUUCUAAAAGAAGACCUCCACAUAUGUUUCUGCUACAUGUUGUAGUGUACUGUAUCAACUGUCUGUUAUUACAGACUCACAGAGGAGCUUUUGCUGCUUUAAAGUUUGAUGGUCAAACGUAAUUGCAAAUCUUUCUAAAAAUAUUGAGCCUCUUUCUCCAAUGUAAAGAUAGGGCAUGUUUAGUGCAUCUAUUUCCAUUUAAGGAAACAUUUUAUACCGUAUAAUUAAUUUCUAAUGAUCAUAUUGAUCUAUUCUGCGUUCUUACUUUAAAUCUUUGAUUUUAAAUCUGUGCUCUAUCAAUUACUGAUCUGUUACAAGAUCAAAAGUAACUUUUAUCUGUUUGCAUUGUGUGAGGUUAUUCUUACACACAGUUGGUGACAUUUCUAUUUUCAGGAAAAUUACCAUCUUUAUUUGUCGCAAGCAUUACUAUUCUAAUUAGAUCCUAAUUGAUCACUUCGUGAUGACAAAUUCCUGAUCAGUUAUAUGAUCAUGUUGCUCGUUUGCUUUUAUGAUGAAGCAUAAAACAUUGGAUUCAUAAUGAACAAUGAGCUGCAAAUUACAAUAUAAUGUCAACUCAAUAUUGUUACAUGUAACAUAUCUGGUAUGUCUUCUAUGAAGACAACUGUUGAAUGUAUAUCCUCUACUCUGUUUGAGUACAAUGUGUUUGGAGAUCUUUUUCUAAUGAAUGUUGUGAUGUGUCAUCACCUCUAUUGGACUUCAGUUGAAGUUUUAUGGUUCUGAAAUCGUCUGUUUGAAUA